Messenger RNA from Misgurnus anguillicaudatus (oriental weatherfish), 6742 nucleotides. RefSeq names its product mannosidase, alpha, class 1A, member 1 (gene man1a1). Gene Ontology annotation, biological process: mannose trimming involved in glycoprotein ERAD pathway; carbohydrate metabolic process. Gene Ontology annotation, molecular function: mannosyl-oligosaccharide 1,2-alpha-mannosidase activity; calcium ion binding. The record is from RefSeq and is a predicted model, not a curated record. Gene Ontology annotation, cellular component: extracellular exosome; endoplasmic reticulum; Golgi membrane. NCBI's taxonomy places the organism in Eukaryota, Metazoa, Chordata, Actinopteri, Cypriniformes, Cobitidae.
CUUUACACAGAUGUGUGCGAGGCGUGCACAGUUGAAACGUUGGGACAUCGUGCGCGUAGUGGGAUCAACUUCUUUCAAGGGAUCUGUAGUGUCCUAUUCACACAGCUUGAGUUCGAUGUAUGCCUUAUUGUAAGGAAUAGAGAUCAAGGUGUUCGGAGACUUACUUUAGUUUAGUAUUUAACGCGUAUUGAGGGGGUUUAAAACGAAAGAAAAUGCCUGUACCGUCUCUUCUGCCUUUCACGACUACCCCGAAUAGGAAGUCUGUCAGCCCGACCUCCUUCAGGCUUACGGAGAAAUUCAUUUUGCUUUUAGUUUUUAGCGGUUUCAUCACCCUGUGUUUCGGAGCUAUUUUCUUUUUACCGGAUUCCUCUAAGCUCCUCAGCGGAGUUUUCUUCCGCUCGUCCUCGGUGGAGGCUGAGACGCGCACAGGUACGGUCAGUGACACGAGCACCGGGACGGGCAAGGAUGAGAAGAUACUGGCCAAGAUUAGGAAAGAUCACGAAAAGGCGUUGAUCGAGGCCAAGGACACUCUACAGAAACUACCAGGCGAAAUCAAGGAGGACAUCGAGAGCGAUAAAAAGAAAGUUGCCCUUAACGGACAGGUGAGGGGCGGAAAAGCUGACGGUUUGCCCCACGUUCAGUACGUUCGGCCGCCUGGAGCAACAGGGCACGAGCCGUCAGACCCUGAUGCUAAAGAAAAAAGAGCCAAGAUUAAAGAGAUGAUGCAAUUUUCUUGGGACAAUUACAAGCGCUACGCCUGGGGCUCCAACGAACUGCGUCCUGUCUCAAAGCAGGGCCACUCCAGCAAUCUGUUUGGAAGUCUCAAAGGAGCCACCAUUGUGGAUGCACUGGACACGCUCUACAUCAUGGAGAUGUAUGACGAAUUCGAGGCUGCUACAGAGUGGGUGGAGAGGAACCUGGAUUUUAACAUGAAUGCAGAAAUCUCAGUCUUUGAAGUGAACAUCCGUUUCGUCGGAGGGCUGCUGUCCGCUUAUUAUCUCUCAGGCAAAGAGGUGUUUAGAAAGAAAGCUGUUGAACUGGGAGAGAAGCUGUUGCCAGCUUUUAAGACACCAACUGGCAUCCCUUGGGCUCUCCUCAAUCUAAAGAGUGGGAUAGGCAGAAACUGGCCAUGGGCGUCAGGAGGAAGCAGUAUCCUCGCAGAAUACGGGACGUUGCAUUUGGAGUUCAUGCACCUCAGCGCUCUUUCCGGGAAACCCGACUUUGCUGAGAAGGUAAUGAAUAUUAGGAAGGUGCUGAAUCGCCUGGAUAAACCUCAAGGCUUGUAUCCCAAUUACCUGAACCCGAACAGUGGACAGUGGGGUCAACAUCACGUCUCAGUUGGAGGCUUGGGGGACAGUUUUUACGAGUACCUGCUCAAGGCUUGGCUUAUGUCAGACAGAAUCGAUGAAGAGGGGAAGAAACUCUACUAUGAUGCCCUGCAGGCAAUUGAGAAAAAUUUGAUCCGCAAGUCGAGUGGAGGGCUGACGUAUAUCGCAGAAUGGAAGGGCGGGCUUUUGGAGCAUAAGAUGGGUCACCUGACAUGUUUCGCUGGUGGCAUGAUAGCUUUAGGGGCGGACGGAGCCCCUGAUGAAAAGACGGGUCACCAGAUGGAACUGGCUGCUGAGAUCGCCCGCACGUGUCACGAGUCUUACGCCCGAACCAGUACGAAGCUGGGACCGGAGGCCUUCCGCUUCGAUGGGGGCGUGGAGGCCAUCGCCACGCGGCAAAACGAGAAAUAUUUCAUUCUGAGGCCGGAGGUCAUCGAGACGUACAUGUACAUGUGGAGGUUCACCCACGACCCCAAAUACAGGCAGUGGGGCUGGGAAGCCGUACAGGCUCUGGAGAAGCACUGUAGGGUGGAAGCAGGUUACAGCGGAGUGCGUGAUGUCUACGCCAGUACUCCCAGUCAUGAUGACGUACAGCAGAGUUUCUACCUGGCUGAGACACUCAAGUAUCUUUAUCUGCUUUUCUCUGAUGAUGACCAUUUGCCCUUCGAUCACUGGGUGUUCAACACGGAGGCUCACCCUCUUCCUGUCAUUAAGAAACAGAGCCCAGAGUUAGCCAAUCAUCUCAAGUAAACCCAAACCUACCUGGCUUUAAAAAACGUGACUUCCUAGACAUGCUUUGACAUUGGGCGAGAGAUAUGGACUCAAUAUCCCACCGUGGCUGGAGACGUCCUGGAGCUUCUCGUCUGUUUUUACAACCCUCAAUCCUGAAGCUCUCACCCCUGGCUGAUUGUCCUCCGCUAUCUCAAACGAUGGGAUUCUGCAUGCCGCCACCGUCCUCUCUCUGUCCCCAAUGCUUUGGUCACGUCUCUGAGCUACAGAGACCGGAAGGAUCGUAUCUCCUCUGUGAGGAGGCCGAAUGUUUUCCAUUGGACCGUCCCUCUCACACACUUUUUUAAAAAGCCAUAGCGAAUUCAAGCUUCAUCGUCGUUUUUUUGUUUUGUUUUUACAUCCUGUGUGUUUACUGGAACAAGGACGCUCCCUUAACUUUGCUGUUCUUUCUGUCGUUACGUAAUUCGCCGUAGCCUGUUUCUUAAAUUGUUUUUUCGGGGUGUGUUUGUUUGGUUGGCUGUUCAGGCUCGAUGACGGACGGCAAGGUAGCGAAACGAACUCAACUAGUGCCUUUUAGUCUUACCGAUAAAUGUUACAUAUUUCUUUUUGCCGUCUGCAUUUGUUUUGUGUCUUGAGGAUUUUAUCCUCCUAGGACAUUAAAGAGAUGACCAGAACCACUCGCACCAUCAUUCUGGAUGUGAAAAGCAAUCGUGUACGCAUCCCUCUACAUUUAUAAGUUGUUCCUCUUUUCUUUUCUAUCUUGCUUUGUAACAUCACUGAAAAAAAUGUGUACAAAUGUGUUUUGUUUACUCAGUCAUUGAAAGCAGAGACUUUUCUCCUACAUAUUAUGUAAAAUAUACUACUUUGUGUUAAUUUAUUACUUUUCAGUGCAGAGGGCAGGGAACAGUGACGAUGUUGUUUCGAUCGUUCUUAUCCUCUAGGACAGAUAGGAAGACGCGAGCGAGCAGCAUCAGUCAAAGGGCAGGGUGAAUAUUAGUUUGAAUGUACCACCAAAUGUGAAUCGAACAUAUUUUGGCUAGUUGUUGUGAUUUAUGAUUUUAUCUGUUUAAUGUUCGUUUUUUUAAUAUGAAAGCACAAAAACAUGAUUCAGUAUAUUUGGGUUCUCCCUGAAGAUAUAAGUGUAGGAUAAAAUGUGUAGGAUGGCACACAUGAGGAAUUUUGAUGCAAGGAAAACAAAGCGGACCACUACACUGGAUGCACACCAAAUAAGCAAGAAGCUCAUGAUAGGAAAACAUGUGGAUGUGUCACGUUGGUGCAUAUGUAUAUUUACAUCACAUAUAAUCUAUACAUACACUACAUUUAUUACCGAAUAAAUGACUGCAUUCCACUUUAUGAAAGAACAGACCCAUUUUAAGACCAUUAAUUGACGUUUGUAUGGAAAGACCUAAUUGACUUUGCUUCAGUGUGAUCGGUUGUUGCGGACUAACAUGUCUUUUUGCUUCGAUGUGAUUGGUCGGUUUCAGAGAAAUUUCUUUUUACUUCAAUGUGAUUAGUUUGUUAUGAAGUGACGUGUCUUGUUACUUCAGUGUGAUUGGGUGUUGCGGAGUGACAUGUCUUUUUUUGCUUCAGUGCGAUUGGUCGGUUGCAAAGUAACGUCUUUUUGAUUCAGUGUGAUUGGUUGUUGGGGAGUAAUAUGUCUUUUUGCUUCAGUGUGAUUGGUCGGUUGCAGAGUAACGUCUUUUUAUUUCAGUGUGAUUGGUUGUUGCGGAGUAAUAUGUCUUUUUGCUUCAGUGUGAUUGGUCGGUUGUGGAUUGAUGUGAUUGGUUGUUGUGAAGUGUCAUGCCUUUUUGCUUCAUUGCGAUUGGUCGAUUGCAAAGUGACAUGUCUUUUUGAUUCUAUGUGAUUGAUCAGUUGCAGAGUAAAGUCUUUUUACUUCAGUGUGAUUGGUUGUUGCGGAGUGACAUGUCUUUUUUUGCUUCAGUGCGAUUGGUCGGUUCCAAAGUAACGUCUUUUUGCUUCAUUGCAACUGGUCGAUUGCAGAGUGACAUGUCUUUUUAUUUCAGUGUGAUUGGUUGUUGUGGAGUAAUAUGUCUUUUUGCCUCAAAUGUGAUUGGUCGGUUGUAGAUUGAUGUGAUUGGUUGUUGUGAAGUGUCAUGCCUUUUUGCUUCAUUGCGAUUGGUCGAUUGCAAAGUGACAUGUCUUUUUGAUUCUAUGUGAUUGAUCAGUUGCAGAGUAAAGUCUUUUUACUUCAGUGUGAUUGGUUGUUGCGGAGUGACAUGUCUUUUUUUAGCUUUAGUGCGAUUGGUCAGUUGCAGAGUAAAGUCUUUUUACUUCAAUGUGAUUGGUUGUUGCAGAGUGAUAUGUCUUUUUGCUUCAGUGUGAUUGGCCGGUUGUGGAUUGAUGUGUCUUUUUGCUUCACUGCAAUUGGUCGAUUGCAGAGUGACAUGUCUUUUUGCUUCACUGUGAUUGGUGGUUGCAAAGUGACAUGUCUUUUUGAUUCAAAUGUGAUUGGUCGGUUGCAGAGUAACGUCUUUUUACUUCAGUGUGAUUGGUUGUUGCAGAGUGAUAUGUCUUUUUGCUUCAGUGUGAUUGGUCGAUUGUGGAUUGAUGUGUCUUUUUGCUUCAGUGUGAUUGGUCGGUUGCAAAGUAACAACUUUUUACUUCAAUGUGAUUGGUUGUUGCGGAGUGAUGUCUUUUUUUGCUUUUGUGUGAUUGGUCGGUUGCAGAGUAACAUCUUUUAAAUUCAAUUUGAUUGUUUUGUUACUUUAGUGUGAUUGGUUGCUGCGGAGUGAUGUUUUAUUUUUUGCUUUAGUGUGAUUGGUCUGUUGCAGAGUAACAUCUUUUUACCUCAAUGUGAUUGGUUGUUGCAAAGUUAUAUGUGUUUUUGCUUCACUGCGAUUGGUCGAUUGCAGAGUGACGUGUCUUUUUGCCUCACUGUGAUUGGUCGGUUGCAAAGUGACAUGUCUUUUUGAUUCAGUGUGUUUGCUUGUUGCAGAGUGAUAUGUUAUUUUGCUUGAACGCGAUUGGAUGUUGCAAAGCAAAAUGUCUUUAUGAUUCAGUGUGAUUGGUUGUUGCGGUGUGACUGUCUUUUUGCGUCAAUGUGAUUGUCUUGUUACUUUAGUGUGAUUGGUUGCUGCGGAGUGACAUGUCUUUUUAUGCUUUAGUGCAAUUGGUCGGUUGCAGAGUAACGUCUUUUUGCGCCGCAGCUGGUCGAUUGCAGAGUGACGUGUCUUUUUGAUUCAGUGUGAUUGGUUUUUGCAGAGUGAUUAUGAUAUUUUGCUUGAAUGCGAUUGGAUGUUGCAAAGCAAAAUGUCUUUAUGAUUCAGUGUGAUUGGUUGUUGCGGAGUAACAUGUUUUUUUGCUUCAAUAUGAUUGUCUUGUUACUUUAGUGUGAUUAGUUGCUGCGGAGUGACAUGUCUUUUUAUGCUUUAGUGCGAUUUGUCGGUUGUAGAGUAACGUCUUUUGCUUCGCUGUGAUUGGUCGUUUGCAAAGUGACAUGUCUUUUUGAUUCAGUGUGAUUGGUCGGUUGCAAGGUAACAGGUCUUUUUGAUUAAAUGUGAUUGGUUGAUUGUAGAGUAACAUUUACUUCACUGUAAUUGGGUUGUUGCAGAGUGAUAUGUCAUUUUGCUUAAAUGUGAUUGGAUGUUGGAAAGUGAUGUGUCUUUUUGAUUCAGUGUGAUUGGUCGGUUGCAAAGUAAAAUCUUUUUUUUCAGUGUGAUGGAUCUGUUGUGGACUAAUAUGUCUUUUUGCUAAGAUUGCGGAGUGAGGCUGCUGCUAUUGUAUGCCACACCCUGUUUGUCGUUCCCAUGGUGACGUGUGACUCUUUUAGGCAGUGUUUCUCAAAUAUUCACUUCCGGGUAAAAGUAAACCAACCUGCCUAACCAGUAUGUAAGUAGGUGUGGCUCUUUAGCUUUAACCAAUGGUGAUCCCUUUCAUGGAUGAUGUAUUAUCCUGGUGGAUCUAGUGAUAUUCUACAUAAAACAUUAGGAAAUACCUCGUAGAGAUUCUCUUUUGACAUGGUAUUUUUUCUGGUAGGCUACCGAACAGCAUAUUAUUAAAGUUACGAACCGUAAGAAAUAAAAGUAACGUCAGCCUGGAGCUUGGGGGAGACCUGUCAUGCAAAAAAAUAACACUGUGACACACUGUAGAUAAUACAUCACAUUCACUGUAUUCACCAUACAGAGACUCUAAAUGACAUUUAGCAGUGACGCAGUUUGGACUAGCGCUUGGUGCCGUCUCUUUAGUUUAAGUGAUUCAUCAAGCUGUGAGUUUGCAUCGUAGCGGUAAGAAUCCACAACGGCUCUUAGGAGGCAGACGUUUCCUUGCAGACUAGAUGAUGUGCUUUUCAGAUAUCUGGUUUAAAAUUUGUUGUUGUGUUGAUGAUAGCCAAUGCCUUUUUCGUUUGUGAUUCUCGUUGUUUGUUAUUUCUUCAAGAGAGACAACCUCAGAAACGUAACUGUACAAUAUUGCUGAUAAUCAUUCCAUUGCACAUAGUCUUGAUUUUAUUUUUCUUUAAUAUAUAUGCAAUUAAUUUUGUGGGAAAUUGUUGUUUGGUUUUAUUUCUUGGUUUUAAUUGUACAUAAUUCAUUCUGGCAAAAUGUCAGCCAUCAUUUAUAUAAAUCUUAAUGAUCUUAUGUAAUAAAUUAUAUUAAAGAGCAGAAAAGGUUUUUGAUAAACUAUAUUUGUUACACUUCAAUUGUGAAUAAAACAAUCUUUUAAUAUAA